Molecule: messenger RNA, 447 nt
Organism: Phytophthora sojae
Lineage: Eukaryota; Oomycota; Peronosporomycetes; Peronosporales; Peronosporaceae
Exons: 1
Biological process (GO): regulation of DNA-templated transcription
Cellular component (GO): nucleus
Molecular function (GO): DNA-binding transcription factor activity, RNA polymerase II-specific; RNA polymerase II cis-regulatory region sequence-specific DNA binding
Source: RefSeq, a predicted model, not a curated record
AUGUCGCCGCACUGCAAGCGAGCCAAGAUCUCGGCGACGAGUGCAGGUACGCCCAACAGUAAACUGAACAAGCGCCAAUGGAGUCCUGAUGAAGAUGGUGCGCUGGAGCUGGCUGUUCAGACCACAAGAGCGAAUGACUGGUCGGCUAUCGCACGGCUCCUCCCAGGUCGGUGCGGCAAGCAGUGUCGGGAGCGGUGGGUGAACCACUUGAGUCCAGCAGUGAACAAGGAGGCCUGGACAGAGGAGGAGGACCAACUCAUCUUCAAGACGCGCGAUCGCAUCGGGAACCGCUGGGCGGACAUUGCUCGACUUCUGCCUGGGCGGACGGACAACGCUGUCAAGAACCGCUACUAUUCGACCAUGAGGCGCCGCGGACGCCAGCUACGCAGUGGAAGUCACAAGAGUCGAUCGCCGGAUUCAAUGUCCGAGACGUCUGAUCUGGCAUCG